AUGCCGCAUCGCAACUUCGCAACCCUCGCGCCGCGUCUUGUCGCGUCAAACAUUGACGAUCACGACAACACCUCAAAGGCAGAUAUAUUGACACGGCAUCAAGUUGCAGCAGAUCGCAUUGCCAACGUGGACUUUAUCCGUCAGAAAACAAUGGCUCGGCCAUGUUCGCUGGAAUGCGUUAUCAACGGCCCGUGGUCUUGCUGGGCUUGGCUUCUCCUGGCAGAUGGCAACCGCCUUCAGACGACCCCGCGCAGACAACAGCCUGAUAAGAAGCGCAGCCGAUUGCCACUACUCCAAACAGCACAAAUUGACAAGUUGGACGGGGAACCCGUCAACAAAAACAACCACCUUCCAUGGUGUAAACAAAAGAAUACCAUGGCAAUUGGCGGUUGGACCGACUUUGGAGAUCCUUGA
Molecule: messenger RNA, 414 nt
Organism: Colletotrichum lupini
Lineage: Eukaryota; Fungi; Ascomycota; Sordariomycetes; Glomerellales; Glomerellaceae
Exons: 2
Coding region: 1-414 (137 amino acids)
Source: RefSeq, a predicted model, not a curated record